GGCAACAACUUCCACUUAUCAAGUGUCACAAAUAAAUUUCAUAACAAUAUGGAUCGCAAAGCGGAAUUAGAACGUAAAAAGGCCAGAUUGGCCGCUUUGCGUGAAGAGAAGGACAGACGUCGCCGUGAAAAAGAAAUGAAGGAUAUGGAAGAACUUGCUGUACGAAACAAUAAUGAUAAAGAUCAACGCAAGGACUUGGAUGAGAUGCUUUCAUCAUUGGGCGUUGCACCCGUUUCAGAAGUUUUAACUUCUUUGUCUUCAGUGAAUUCAUUAAAUUCAGAUAAUUCUAAUACUCAAACACCCGAUGCCAGUUUACAAACAAAUAUGAAUGGACCCAGUGCUGGCAAAAAGCCCCUAAGCUUGACUGUUUGCAAUGUCCAGACAACUAGCAUUCCACCAAAAGAACCUCUUACAUAUUCUAAGCAAACACAAACACAAAGUACUGGUGGCCAUGAUCGUGAUGUUCUUUCUUGCCACUCCUCACCUCUGUCAGGAUAUAUGGAGGAUUGGUGGAGACCACGCAAAGCUCAUGCUGCGGACUAUUAUGAUGAAUACAAUCUAAAUCCGGGUUUAGAAUGGGAGGAUGAGUUCACAGUGCUUGCAUUUGAUGCCCAAGGAGAUGACGAAGAGAGUUCGAUGCCACAUUUGGAUGGUUUCACCUCGAAAUUGCCGCCUGGCUAUUUGACACAUGGUUUGCCAACGGUGAAGGAUGUUGCCCCAGCCAUUACACCGCUGGAACAAAAGAAGGAGCAAGAGGAAAAGAAGGAGAUCAAAGAACUAUCUGAGGAACAAAAACAAAUGAUUAUUUUGUCGGAGGACUUCCAAAGGUUUGUAUUACGCGCUGGCCGUAUUAUGGAGAGAGCCUUAUCGGAGAAUGUCGAUAUUUAUACGGACUACAUUCGUAUCGGUGACAAUGAGGAGGCCAACGAUGAAAAAUCACAUGCACGUCUAUCGUUGAAUCGUGUGUUCUAUGAUGAUCGCUGGUCGAAAAAUCGUUGCAUUACAUGCAUGGAUUGGUCUUCACAUUUCCCUGAAUUGGUAGUGGCUUCCUAUCACAAUAAUGAGGAAAGUCCCAAUGAACCGGACGGUGUUGUUAUGGUUUGGAAUACCAAAUUCAAAAAACACACACCCGAAGAUGUUUUCCAUUGUCAGAGUGCCGUUAUGUCAACAUGUUUUGCUAAAUUCAAUCCCAAUUUAAUUCUGGGCGGUACCUAUUCCGGUCAAGUUGUACUCUGGGAUAAUCGUGUACAAAAACGUACACCCAUCCAGCGUACACCCUUGAGUGCUGCAGCUCACACCCACCCGGUGUAUUGUCUACAAAUGGUGGGAACACAAAAUGCUCAUAAUGUCAUAUCGAUUUCAUCGGAUGGUAAAUUAUGUUCAUGGAGUUUGGAUAUGUUGUCACAACCUCAGGAUACAAUGGAACUGCAACAGAGUCAAAAGAAAGCCAUAGCCAUAACAUGUAUGGCAUUCCCGGCAAAUGAGAUAAAUAGUUUGGUAAUGGGCAGCGAAGAUGGUUAUGUGUAUUCAGCUUCUCGUCACGGCCUGAGAUCUGGUGUUAAUGAAACAUUCGAAAAGCAUAUCGGUCCGGUAACUGGCAUUUCAACGCAUUACAAUCAAUCAUCACCUGAUUUCAGUCAUUUGUUCCUUACCUCAUCCAUUGAUUGGACAAUCAAGCUGUGGUCAUUGAAGGAUAACAAACCGCUAUAUUCAUUUGAAGAUAAUUCCGAUUAUGUUAUGGAUGUAGCAUGGUCUCCCGUUCAUCCGGCACUGUUUGCUGCUGUCGAUGGUAGCGGUCGUCUAGAUUUAUGGAAUUUAAAUCAAGACACCGAAGUACCAACAGCAUCAGUUGUUGUCGAAAAUGCGCCAGCAUUGAAUCGUGUAUCAUGGAUGCCAAAUGGCCAGCAUGUGUGCGUGGGCGAUGACAGUGGUCGUCUGCAUGUCUACGAUGUGGCUGAUCAUUUGGCACAACCAUCAAGGGAUGAAUGGUCUAGAUUUAAUGCUACACUAAAUGAGCUCAAAAUGAAUCAAAGCGAUGAGGUUUAAAU
Molecule: messenger RNA, 2048 nt
Organism: Musca vetustissima
Lineage: Eukaryota; Metazoa; Arthropoda; Insecta; Diptera; Muscidae
Gene: sw
Product: cytoplasmic dynein 1 intermediate chain
Exons: 10
Coding region: 49-2046 (665 amino acids)
Biological process (GO): transport along microtubule
Cellular component (GO): cytoplasmic dynein complex
Molecular function (GO): dynein heavy chain binding; dynein light chain binding
Source: RefSeq, a predicted model, not a curated record